Messenger RNA from Hibiscus syriacus, 300 nucleotides. RefSeq names its product cyclin-dependent protein kinase inhibitor SMR3-like. Gene Ontology annotation, biological process: regulation of DNA endoreduplication. The transcript has a single exon. The record is from RefSeq and is a predicted model, not a curated record. Bases 1 to 300 code for a protein of 99 amino acids. Lineage: Eukaryota; Viridiplantae; Streptophyta; Magnoliopsida; Malvales; Malvaceae.
AUGUCCACAGAUUUUGAAUUAUUACACGAUAUAAGAUUUCCGAAGCUGAAGGUUCAAUCAUCGAACAAAAACGGCACUGUAAUUCACGACGAAAACGAGUGCAGAACACCGAUCUCGAAAGAAAACAAGAUCCCUGCUGUUGUGUCGUGUCCGCCGGCACCAAAGAAACCUAAGAGGAGAGGCGUUUCAUGCAAGAGAAAACUUAAUUUCUUCGACAUCGUUAACAGGGAAGAAGUUGAUACGUUUUUGAAAGCUGCUUCCGAUGAUUCUGUCUCCAAAAGAAGGUGCCCUUGUACAUGA